AUCUAAUGCUAUUUGGUGAACAGUGAAUGUCAUUGUCAAACCUCGUGGAAAUUCGCGAAAAUUCGUGAAAAUUCUAUAGAUUGACAUUAUUUAGUGCGAAAAUUUUUGAUAUUAUAAAUUGAUCAAAAUGCCUUACUAUGCAGUAGCCAAUGGUCGUACAACUGGAGUUUUUGAUAAUUGGGAAGAUUGUAAAAAACAAGUGGAUGGGUACUCGUACAAUGAUUACAGAAGAUUUGAAACACCCAAUGCAGCUUGGGACUAUGUUGAUCAAAAUUCUUCACAUGGACAGAGUUUUACUGAAGAUUUUUCCAAUCCUAAAGCUAUUGCUUGUGGAGGCAAAAAUAACCAAGUUGCUUUAAGAGGAAAUUGUGGAGAAGCUAGGGCCUACCAACGAACAGAUUAUGUGGAAGGAAAAAACGUUACUAUGGUGCGUGAACGCACAUGUACAAGCGGUCGGAGUGGCAACGGUUAUUAUGUCGAGCAACGCGUACGCACUUACUGGGAAAACCGCAAAUAAGAUACUAAAAAAAAAAAAGCUUUUCCUUUCAAAAUCUUUGAAAAAAGAUUAAAACAA
Molecule: messenger RNA, 574 nt
Organism: Linepithema humile (Argentine ant)
Lineage: Eukaryota; Metazoa; Arthropoda; Insecta; Hymenoptera; Formicidae
Source: RefSeq, a predicted model, not a curated record